This is a messenger RNA of Priapulus caudatus, 410 nucleotides long. RefSeq lists its product as uncharacterized. Bases 81 to 410 code for a protein of 109 amino acids. The record is from RefSeq and is a predicted model, not a curated record. NCBI's taxonomy places the organism in Eukaryota, Metazoa, Priapulida, Priapulimorpha, Priapulimorphida, Priapulidae. The transcript has 4 exons.
GCUUAUGUCAACUAUGUAUGAAUUCUUAGCUGAGUGUCUGUGCUGAACAGCUCCUGCUGAGUGGAGUGCUAGGAGUCCACAUGGAGCGGUCACGUGCCUCGGGCACUGGCCUGGCUGCACUCCUAAAGAGUGGCCAUGUUCCUAUGGUCGAGACACUGAGUAACUCGGUCACCAAGCUAGAUGCACAGAUUGAGCAGAACGCGAAAGAGAUUGAUUUAGUGAUUCACGAGAUACUGAAGAUGGUGAACGAGCUUCCCAAUAGCAAGGAGCAUGACAGUACAGAGGAGGCGGUGGAGUUCUUAAACUCGUCCAACAUGCUUGACAAGAUCUCCUGCUUCGACCCUGACACCACCGACGUCCAGCACAUACUUAAACAUGUGGUUAGUGCACCUCCUACUCUUCCAGUAUGA